AUGAAGUUGAAUCCGGACUGUUGGCCUACUUGUGAUAUUUCUCCUGACAAAGAUAUGAUUGAUCGAGAAAGAAGAAAAACAGUUGUAUCCUCGUUAACAAAUGUAGAUGAAGAAUUUUCGCAUUUCUCACGAAUUUCUUCUUUUGAGAAAAUAAUUAGAGUUACAGCCUGGAUAAAAAGGUAUAUUGACAACUGCAGAGAUAAAAAUAGAACAACGUCAAAGAACUUAGAAAUCGAAGAAUUGAAUGCAGCUGAAGUCCUUGUUUGGAAAAUUGUGCAAAGGGUCUCCUUUAAAACAGAAAAGGAUAAACGCUUACGAAAUUUAAAACCAUUUGUUGAUUCAUCUGGUCUUUUAAGAGUAAAGUCAAGAAUAUUAAUGAGACAAGACUUCGAAAAUUUUAGAACACCUGUAAUCCUACCUCCUGAACAUCCAGUUGUCUCUAAACUGAUUAUGGAAAAACAUGAACAACAAAUGCAUUGCGGAACUCAGACUUUAAUGGCAAUGCUACGAGAAAAUUUCUGGAUUUUGAAAAGUCGUAAAACUAUUCGUAAAGUGUUGAAAAACUGCACUAAAUGUAGAAGAUUUGAUUCGAGGCCCUCCACGGUACAAUCCGCACUUUUGCCAAAGGACCGUGUUAAAGUUUCUUCUAUUUUUGAAGUGAUAGGUAUCGACUUAGCUGGCCCUUUGUUUUUAAAAAAGGUGGAUUUUGGGAAAGAAUGA
Messenger RNA from Stegodyphus dumicola, 720 nucleotides. RefSeq lists its product as uncharacterized. The record is from RefSeq and is a predicted model, not a curated record. Lineage: Eukaryota; Metazoa; Arthropoda; Arachnida; Araneae; Eresidae.